AUGGCCGCCACCUGCCGCCUCGCCGCGCCACUGGGUCUCGCCCCGCUGCCUCGCAGGUGCGCCGGCGUCAAGAGCGUCGCUCUCUCGAUAGGCACCACCAAGAUAGCUACACGGACACGGAGCGUCGCGGUGAGGGCGGGCGACGGCCCGGCGGAGACGCCGGAAAUCCUCAAGGCUGCGCAGGACGCGUGGGCAAAAGUUGAGGACAAGUACGCCGUGGCCACCAUCGGCGUCGCCGGGCUCGUCGCGCUCUGGACAGCAGUGGGGGCGCUCAAGUCCAUUGACAAGCUUCCUAUCUUGCCUGGUGUGUUGGAGCUCGUUGGAAUCGGGUACACAGGAUGGUUCACAUAUCGCAACCUCAUCUUUCAGCCAGACAGGGAAGCUCUGAUCAGCAACAUCAAGAGCACAUACAACGAAAUCACUGGGAGCAGCAGCUAA
This is a messenger RNA of Triticum turgidum subsp. durum (durum wheat), 438 nucleotides long. The record is from the annotation of a GenBank genome assembly. NCBI's taxonomy places the organism in Eukaryota, Viridiplantae, Streptophyta, Magnoliopsida, Poales, Poaceae.